Lachancea sp. 'fantastica' is the source of this 1140-nucleotide messenger RNA. Lineage: Eukaryota; Fungi; Ascomycota; Saccharomycetes; Saccharomycetales; Saccharomycetaceae. The record is from the annotation of a GenBank genome assembly.
AUGGAACAACUGAAAACGCAGAUCCAGCCUUUGGCACAGCAGCUGAAGGCCCAAAUUGAACCGUAUGCGGAUCAGGUCCGGACUCAUGUUGGACCCUACGCAGAACAGCUUAAGACGCAGAUCCAACCAUACGCGGAACAGGUUUUGAGAAAGACAGAAGCGUACUCAUGGAUCAAUUUGCAUGUUCCAUCCGUGGCGCAUCCCUUCGGACUGGAGCUGUGGCCUAUUUUCAGCAAAGUGUUCGAAAAAUAUGCCGGAUACCCUGCGGAAGACUUUGACUUCAUCUACAACAAGACGUUCAUGGCCAAUGGUUACCAGGCUAUCGGAGUGAUUAUCGUUUACUACAUUGUGAUUUUUGGCGGACAGGCCAUUCUACGUGCAUCGAAUGCGUCUGCUGUGAAAUUGAGCUUUUUGUUUCAACUUCACAACUUGAUUCUCACUUCUGUGUCUUUGAUCCUAUUGCUGUUGCUGGUCGAGCAAUUGGUGCCAAUGGUUGCGGAACACGGUUUGUUCUGGUCUAUCUGUUCCAAAGAUGCAUUUGCGCCUAAAUUGGUGACUUUGUACUACUUGAACUAUCUGACCAAAUACGUGGAGUUGAUCGACACUGUGUUUUUGAUCUUGAAGCGUAAGAAGCUUUUGUUUUUGCACACCUACCACCAUGGUGCUACCGCUUUGUUGUGCUACACACAGUUGACCGGACGCACUUCUGUUGAAUGGGUUCCAAUCAGUUUGAACUUGGGCGUCCACGUGGUUAUGUACUGGUACUACUUUUUGAGUGCCCGUGGCAUCAGAGUGUGGUGGAAAGAAUGGGUUACAAGAUUCCAGAUCACUCAGUUUUUGAUCGAUUUGGUAUUUGUGUAUUUUGCCACUUACACUUUCUACGCUCACAAGUACUUCAACGGCAUCUUGCCCAACAAGGGAACCUGUUACGGCACCCAGGAUGCUGCUGCCUACGGAUACUUGAUUUUGACCUCCUACUUGGUGCUUUUCAUUUCGUUUUACAUCCAGAGCUACCGCAGAGGCGCCUCAAAGAAGAAUGCCGCGGUCCGCGCUGCCUCUCAAGUUGCUGAGGAGGCCACCACCGCUGCCACCACGGGCAACAACGUCCACACCACCAAGGCCACUUCUAGAAAGGCUUAA